Messenger RNA from Mercenaria mercenaria, 9630 nucleotides. RefSeq lists its product as uncharacterized. NCBI's taxonomy places the organism in Eukaryota, Metazoa, Mollusca, Bivalvia, Venerida, Veneridae. The coding region runs from base 218 to 1459 and encodes 413 amino acids. The record is from RefSeq and is a predicted model, not a curated record. The transcript has 2 exons.
GCGUAUAACUUCCUUACCAGUCUUACGUGCGUUUUAGUUCAACUGUUGCAUAACAGAGAAAAUUGUGUUUUAUUUCUUGGUUAAAUUCAGUGUUUAUUUACAUUUCUUUUUCAACUUGAAUAUAUAACGACAUAAAGUGAAGACUUUUGACUGUAAAAAUAUACAUAAAUCAAACGGAAUAAAAACGUGUGACUGAAUUACAAGAUUUUGAACACCGAUGGCUGGAUGUGACAUGUCGGUACUAAAACGGGUCCUGUUGGUGUUGGCAGGAUUGUUCGUGUUCGUGGUACUUCUGCAAUUAAACAUAUUGGACAUACGUGUAACCGGCAACUUCAUUAGUAAAAACCAAGAUUCUGCCAUUCAACAGUUUGAGCAUCGAGUCUGGAACGAACAUCUUACAAAUCUCUCAGUUUAUAAAGGCGGCCGUUUGUUGACAGAGGACAAUCUAGAGAAUAUAAAAGCUAUAAGUAUAGAGCACUGUCGUUGUCAGAGGUUUUUGGUAUUCAAAUGUGAUUCCUCGAGUUCAUGUGGAGGUUUGGCUGACCGUCAGAAAGGAAUUGUGUCCUCUUUUCUCCUGGCAUUACUUACAAAUAGAACUUUUGUCGUCGAUAUGACAACUCCGUGCGAGCUAAACAACUUUCUCUUGUCAAAUAUUUACAAUUGGUCAAUGUGUACUGACUUUCUGAAGACUGUCCCAAAGACAAACUUCAUUGAGUUAAAGUAUGUUAACGGAAAUACAAAGAAAUUCCUGAAUCAAGUUAAAAGUUUCGAUUUUGACAGAAACUGGACAAAACAAGUAGUAGUUUUACGAUUAAACGCCUAUGCAAUCGAUGGGAUAAGACAACAUAAUCAAGCUAGAACACGACUUAAAUGGUUGAUGAAUAUUACAAAUGAAGAAGCAAUACAUUUAGUACUGCAUACUCUGUUUAAGCCAAACCAAAGACUGUUGAAGGAUGCUGUACAAUUCUAUGAUAAUAAAAUACUAGGGAGGCAUUUAGUAUGCAGUCAUAUUCGAAUUGGGAAAAAUCCAAGCAUUCCAGAGGACAGUACACGUCCUAGGGGAUAUUCAAAUGAGACUGUGAUAUUUGACUUUUUGGAAAAGUACGAUGAUGUCCGAAAAUAUGUCAUUUAUAUUGCUUCCGAUUCAGAAGAUAUAAAAAGACAUGCUGAAACCAGAUUUAAAUCAUACAUUAAAAUAAGUCGAACAAUUGUUCAUGUUGACCGGCUAGGAAAGCUAAAACGUUUCAAAAAAGAAGCUUGUGAGGGAUUGUAUACAGCACUUUUGGAGCAAUCAAUUCUAACUCUAUGUGACACAUUACUUUUAACAAGUAGCGGCUUUGGUACUAUGGCGGCGUACUUAAGAGGCACCUCUGACAAUUUAUUUUUGUUUCAUCCGAAAGCACAAAGAAUACUUGAAUCAAAUCUAACAAACAUUCAAACGAUUUUCAAAUUCCUUUAAAAAGUAAAGUUUCCGUUUAUAGCACAUCUUUAAGGUUAAUAAGUUUCUAGGUUAUUAAAAUCAUAAGUACAAACGCACUGUAAGUGAGGGUAUGUAAUACAUAGUCACGAAUCGUUCCAGUUAAUGCCCGAAUUGUAAGCUGAAAUACAUGGUAAAUAAAGUUUAAAUGUUAUUGAAAAAAAAAUUAACGGGUCAUAAAAAGCAAAAUUUAGCCACACAUUACUUUUAAAUGCACUAAAAAUACCUGUUAGAAUAUUUAGCUUGACUUUUCGAAGAAAACCAUGUGCUAUUACACUCACCCCGGCGUCGGCGUCGGCGUCGCCGUCGGUUAAACUUUUUGAUAAAAUCAAAUAUCUCUGUAACUAUCAAAGCUUUUGACUUGAAACUUAAAAUAUUUAUUUACUAUCAAAGUCUACACCAGGAGAAACAAUCCCCAUUACUCUGAUUGAAUUUUGACAGAGUUAUGCCCCUUUUUAAUUUAGAUUUUGUUUGUUAACAUUUUAUAAAGUGUUUACUGGCAAAGCUCUAAUUCAGAGUCAAGCACUGAGAAAAGUCGUGCGUGCUGUCUUAUGGACAACUCAUGUUUAUUUGCCUUUUCAAACAAACUGUAGUCGACGUAAUGAUAAAGAUUGUCUACCCUUUCUGUCUCAUUAAUUAUUUCCUAUAAUCUAAAUCAAAGAAGUAGGUAUAGAGAGUAGUGGUUGAAUACCUUCAAGUUAUACAGUUUUCAAGUUUUUGUCGACUAUUACAUGUACAAUAUCCGCAAAAUAAACUUUUAAGGCAAUUCGGCGAUAUGGUUCGGAGUAUUUAAAGGCUGUGAAUGGCUAAAUUACUCUAUACCCACUAUUCCGACCUUACUGAUACUGCAAUUUGACUGAGAUCUCAUAACUAUAUUCUGUCUAUUUAUUGUCAUUGAUUAAUUGUCUUUUAUUAGCUCACCAGAGCACAAAGUGCUCAAGGUGAGCUAUUGUGAGCGGUCAUUGUCGUCCGUCGUCCGUCAACAUUUGCCUUGUGAACAUUCUAGAGGCCACAGUUGUGACCCAAUCUUUAAGAAACUUAGUCAGAAUGUUAGUCAGAAUGUUAGUCUUGAUGAUCUCUAGGUCAAGUUUGAAACUGGGUCAUGUUGGUUAAAAAAAAAGUCAUUAUGCCAGAUCAAAGGAAAAGCUUGUGAAAAGCUAGAGGCCACAGUUAUGACCCAAUAUUUAUGAAACUUAAUCAGAAUGUUUAUCUUUAUGACAAUGACAGUGACAAUGAUUUUAUGAUUUCUAGGUCAAGUUCGAAACUGGGUUAUAUGGGGUCAAAAACUAGGUCACAGGAAAAGCCUGUGAACACUAGAGACCACAGUUAUGACCCAGUCAUUUUGAAACUUGGUCAGAAUGUUUGUCUUGAUGAUAUCUAAACCAAGUCAGUAAGCCAGAUUAAAUGAAAAGCUUGUGAACAUUCUAGAGGUCACAAUUAUGACCCAAUUUUUAUGAAAUAUGUAUGAUUUCUAGGUCAAGUUUGAAACUGGGUUAUGUUGGGUCAAAAACUAGGUCACCUGGUCAAAUCAAAGGAAAAGCUUGUGAACAUUCUAGAGGCCACAGUUAUCACUCAGUCUUUAUGAAACUUUUCAGAAUGUUUAUCUUGAUGACCUCUAGUUCAAGUUCGAAACUAAGUCAUUUGGGAUCAAAAACUAGGUCACUAGGCCAGAUCACAGGUAAAGCUUUGAACACUCUGGGGGCUAUAGUUGUGACACAAUAUUUAUGAAACUUUGUCAGAAUGUUUGUUUUGAUGAUGUCUAUGCCUUUUUGGAAACUGGGUCAGGUGGUGUCAAAAGCUAUUUCACCCGGUCAAAUCAAAUGAAAAGCUAUUUAACACACUGGAUGCCACAUUUAUGACAAUAUUUUAAUGAAACUUGGUCAAAAUGUUAAUCUUGAUAAUGUUUAGGUACGUUUUAAAUCUGGGUUAGGCGGAAAAUAAAACUAGGUCACCAGGUCAAAUCAAAGGAAAGGCUAGUUAGCACACUUGAGGCCACAUUUGAAACCAUAUCUUUAAGUUUUAGUUAAUGAAACUUGGUCAGAAUGUUAAUCAGAAUGAUUUUUUUAAGUCAAGUUUAAAUCUAGGUUAGAAGGGUAAAAAACUAGGUCACCAGGUCAAAUCAAAGGAAAAGCUUGUUAACACUGUAGAGGCCACAUUUAUGAAGUAUCUCUAUGAAACUUUGUUAGACUGUUUAUCUUGAUGAUCUCUAGGUCAAGUUAAAAUCUUGGUCAUGUGGGGUUAAAAACUAGGUCACCAGGUAAAAUAAAAAGGAAAAGAUUGUUAAUACCGUAGAGGCCACAUUUAUAAAAAUAUCUCUAUGAAACUUUAUCAGAAUGUUAAUCUUGAUGAUCUUUAGGUCAAGUUUAAAUCUGGGUCAGGUAGGGUCAAAAGCUAGGUCACCAGGUUAAAUCAAGGGAAAAGCUUGUUAACACUCUAGAGGCCACAUUUAUGACUUAUCUUCACGAAACUUGGUCAGAAUGUUAACCUUGAUGAUCUUUAGUUCAGUUCAUGAAUCUGGGUCAUGUGGAAUGUGAAAUACUUACCUACAUUUUUGUUUUCUUAAGAUCCAGCCUUGGAAUUUGGAUGACAUGUACAGUUUUGCACACCGAUCUACAAACUGACUUUCAGUGACCAUGAAUGCGACCUACUGACCUACUUGUUUUUUAUGAUGCAGCCUUGAAAUUUGGAUGACAUGUACAAUUUAGCAUGCCGAUCUUAAAACUGACUUUUAGUGACCAUGAAUAUGACCUACUGACCUACAUUCUUGUUUUUUUUUAAGAUAUAGACUUGAAAUUUGGAUGACAUGUACAGUUUUGCAGACUGAUCUUUAAACUGAAUUUCAGUCACCUACUUUCUUGUUUUGUAAGAUACAGUCAUGAAAUUUGGAUGACAUAUACAGUUUUGCAUACAUAUCUUAAAACUGACUUUCAGUGACCAUAAAUGUGACAUACUGACCUACUUUCUUAAUCUUUUAGCAUCACUUUGACAUUUGAAACAUGUAUCUCAUAUUACUCAGGUGAGCGAUCCAGGGUCAUCAUGACCCUCUUUUUGUAACAUUAGCGUAUUUCAGUUUUUGUCGAUAGCCGUGAAUGUAUUAUAUUGCGUGUAACUUGUGCGUUUUUUUUCAGGAAUUAUAUACUGAUCAGCAAAAGAAACUAUCCAGUUUUAUGACUGGGAUAUUUUUUAUUUACAAACUUUAAUUUGUAAAUCACUUGUAUUUUUCAUAUCACAUUACACUUGAAGAACUUCACGUGUAAAUUUUUAAAACAAUCAAUCAACCGUGAAGUCAGUAGUCCCACAAUGACUGUUUUGCACGAAAUUUACGUGCGCCUGUAUUUAACAAUUUUCUUUGUGAAAUUUUAUUGUCAUUGAAAAUAUUGAUAAUUGGCUAACUCGAAAAACAGCAUAAAGUUUAAAAAAUAUUGUUGGUUGCACCACACGACUGAAUCAAAUUUAGCGCAAGACCCCAAUUGGGAUGUUACAAUGCAACUGACGCGCAGAAAAUAGUCUUUCAAACGUCUAUUGUGGGACAGAUCUUCAAGUGUAAUUUUGGUAUGAAGAAACAAUUCAAAUUUGAAAAAUUAUUUUUUUAUUUCAUAAUAUACCAGUUAUACAUCUGGAUAGUUUCUUUUGCUAUUCAGUAUAUUAAUGUUUUGGGAAGUAUCAGUUGGUAUGUUUUUAUCUAAGUUCUCGCAGAAUUCGUAUAUAUUUUGAAAGCUUUUUACUACGUUCGUACUCAUCCGUACUCAAAAUGUGUUCGUGCUCAAAAUACUUCGAAUGAAAAGUUAUUAGUCUUGAGAGUGUGUUCCUGUUCAACACAUAUUUACGUAAUAUGCAAACGUAUGGGUAAUGUCAUGAUGUCAUGUUUGUAAUAACGAGAAAUAUAAAAGACCGUGUAAAAACCUUCUGUACAUGCUUUUGGUAGUGUUGUUGAUUUCAAGGUACCGGUUAUGGAUUUGUAAAUCAUGUUUAAAGUUUUCAAGAAAACAGAACGAUAAUUAAAUAAUGCUCUGGAAUCGCAACGUCAUCACAUAUGUAAGUAUUACAUUUAGUCAUCGUGUCUUGUUAUAUGCAAAAAUAGCAACAUUACACGUUUGUUCUGUGUAUUUACGUCUGCAGAAGCCCUUGGGAUAUGUUUGUUAUAUCGACCUUCGGUCUCUGUCGCAAACAUUCCCGCGUGAAUCUGCAGACAUUGAUACAAAAAGCGUAAUGUCCCUACAUGUUUACCGUUAUUUCAGUCAAAAUGAGUCUUUAUGUUGCAUUGAACGUCGCAACUAAUACAAGUAGUUCUACCAUUGAAUACUUUCCCUUAUGCAAUGGGAUUCGAAUUUAGGGGUUUAUAUUAAAUAGUGAAAUACAGGCGGUAUUUCAGACAAGACAGGAUGUAAAGGAAGUUCAUCAGUAGGUUUACAGACUCCUGUAAAAUUUUAUCAUCAAAAAGGGAUACGUUUACAAAGUCUAAAUAGAACAUUUUUUCCUUCCAAAAUGCACUCGGAUACCUUGAAGUAAUAAUGGUCCUUGUCAUCAGUUCGCACGCGAUAUAGGUGACUAUCCAGGUUGAUGUGGGCAGGGGAUUAAGGCUGGAGUAUACGGCUGCUGCCAUCAGUAGAGGUGCACCAUGAGAAUAAGCAAAGUACAGUAGGAUGAACAAGUAGGAAACCAAAUACACUUUACUAUUUCUAUGAAGUUUCAGAGUGAUCAAACAGUAAAUAGUAAAGGUACAGCUGUGUACAAACGAGCCUCAUUUGAUAUUUUAAUUGUAUGUAUUAUGACUGCUUAAGACUUAUGUUGUUUUCUUAGUUCAUAUAUAUCUCAGUUAUUGUUUCUGCAGUUUAACAAGGAGUCUAUUUGCAACAUGCUUCUCUAAAUGUAGCAGAAUAGACCAGUCAGUAUAAAUUUCUGAAGAGGUAUUCGCUUUUGACGUGUUAGAAUUUCGCAUAUACUUAAUAAAUGCAAAGUAGCUCUAUUACUGAUUGGACGGAGCUGGACUAUGUGUGUGUUUAAGAGUGUUAGUUCACAGGCAAUGUCAUUAAAAUAGUAAAUGUCAUUAAACUUGUAGUUAAGCUCACCUGAACAUAAAGUGCAACUGUUACCACCUUAUGUCCGUCGUUCGUCACCAUGCGACCUCUUCCGUCGUUCGUCACCAUCCGUCGUCGUCCGUCGUCAAUAAUUGGACUGUUCACACUCGCUUAAUUCAAAAGAAACUUGACCAGAAUGUUUUCCUCAAAAUAACUUUAGAAGAGUUCUUUAUCGGGUCAUUUGGGGUCAACAGCUAGGUCACUAGGUCAGUUUAUAGGAACGUCUUGUUAACAUCCUAGAGGUCACAUUCUCUACAUCAUCUUUCUGGAACUUUGUCAGAAUGUUUGUCUGCAUAACAUAUAGGACAACUUCAAAACAUGGUUAUCUGAGGUAUAAAACUAGGUCACUAAGUCAAAUCAUAGAGAAACCUUGUUAGCGCUCAAGAGACAACCCCUUCUGUUUUAUCUUUUCGAAACUUUGUCCAUAUGAAAUCAAGGUCAAAUUUGAAACAAAAUUCGUAGAAAAACACUUUUUAACACUCUAGAGGCAAUAUUUUCCAAUAUUUUCUGUUUGAUUUUUAAGCUUUAUCGGAAGUUAAGUAUCAUGAAAUCUAGAUCAAGUACUAAACUGGAAUAUUUAAAAUCAAAACCUCUAUCACUAGGUCAAAUCAUAGGUAAAAAUUUUUGUCUCUGUGUAAUCUAGGUUAAGUUUGAAACUGUGCCAUAUGAGAACAGCUACUAUGUCACUAGUUCAAAUUAUUUAAAGAGCUUGUUAACAUUUUCUACUUGAGAGCAUCUUAAUGCAUUAUCAGAAUGUUUGUCUCUAUUAAAUUUAGGACAAGUUCAGAACUAUUUUACCCCAGAUCUUAAACUAGGUCUCUAGGUCAACUCAUAGAAAAAUAUUGCUUAUACAAAUGGCAGAAUGCUUAUCGCUUUGAAAUCUAAGUCAGAUUCAAAACUUACCUGAUGUCAUAAGCUCGGUGAAAUCAUAGAAAAACUUGUUUACACUCUAGAUACCAUGUUUUCUACUUGAUCAUUAUUAUUCUCUACCAGAAGUUUGUCUGUUUGAAAAGUAGGUCAAAUCAAAUUAAAAAACGAAUGACUUAGUCAAAAACUAAUACUAAUUCAAAUCAUAGAAAACAUUUUUAACACUCAGAGGGCCACUAUUCGGCUUGAUCUUAAUAAACCUUAGUUAGAAUCUAUGGCUCUAUUAAAUCUUGAAACUUGACUAUCUUGGUCAAAAUCAAGGUCACUAUGUCAAAUAAUAGAAAAACAUUUUUAACACUUUAGAGGCCACUAUUCUGCUUAAUCUUCAUAAACCUUUGUUAGAAUUUUUGUCUCUGUGAAAUCUUGAAACUUGACUAUCUGGGUCAAAAACAAGGUCAUUAUGUCAAAUCAUAGAAAAACAUUAUUAACACUCCAGAGCCCACUAUUCUGGUUGAUUUACAUAAAACUUUGUUAGAAUUUUUGUCUCUAUGAAAUCUUUAAAAUUGACUAUCCGGGUCAAAACAAGUUCAUCUAUGUCAAAUUAUAAAAAUAAAUUGAUGACACUCAAAAUGCCACAUUUUCUAUCUGAUCUUUAUGAAACUUGGUUGGAAAGUUGAUCCGUUUAAAAUCUGAGAAAAUUUGAAACUGGAUCAAUUGGGAAAAAGCUAGGUCAAUACGUCAAAUCAAAGUAAUAGUUAGUUGACACUAGAUGUCAAGUUUUCAAUCUGAUCGUCACUAAUCUGCGUUUGAAUACUUUUCGGUAUGUUAUGCAUAUCAAGUUAAAAUGACGGGUACUUGAGGUCAAAAACUAUGUAAGUAGACUAAGGUCUAAUCAUUUAAAAAAUAUUGUUAAUGAUCUACCUGAUUUUAAUUACCUAAACAUAGUCAAAAUGUGUGUCCCUGUAAAAUUUAUGCCAAAUGAGAUAACGGGUUAUCUGGGGUAAUAACUAGGUAAGGUAAGCAAUACAAUGUGUUCAGGGUCCUUUUGUUUUGUGUAGAGCAAUUGAUGAAUAGCACAGAGCCAAGUAAUAGAAAGAGCAUUGAAACUCUCGGGUAAACGUUUUGUACGAGGGGGCGUAGCCCCCAAGUAUAAAUCGUUUACCCGAGAGUUUUAAUGUUCUUUCUGUUUUGUAUCAUAGCCAUCCAUAUAUGGUAGUUCAGUAGGCGUUCCACAUUGCAAUAUACAGCAGUUCAAUGAGUACUUAAAAUCAUUGCUUUUACAAAUGUGUAAAACUCUGACAGGUAAAAUAAACUUAUGCGAGCGCAGAAAGGCAAUAAAAUACACUUCGCUCUCUGCUGUUAGAGACACGCCCAUACACGCUGACUUACUUUCCUAUCCAACAGUGCGGUAACUAGCGUGCGGGUAUUGAAUACCUGCACACUUUUAGUUACCGCACCCUGCCCUCACACUACUGGAUGCACAUGCCAUUAAACGGGUCAUGAAAUUAGCCUUAAUUUUUUGAAAGGUUUUUAACAGAGUUUUAACAGGUCACCAUUAAAAUUCACCCAUUACUUCUUACUAUUUAAUGGGAUUUUCAUGACCAUAGUUUUAAUGCCAUACAUUAAAAAUGACUUUGAUGACCAUGAAAAGCUGCUUAAAAUGAACCAUUAAAAUAAGUUAACAGGCUCCUUAAAACUCCAUGAAAAAUUUUAAUUGGCAUGAAAUUAAUGUGCCAUUAAAGAAUUACCCCUUAAUUCCCCAUUAAUUAGUAAGGACUAAUAGGGCCAUUAAUUUUUUAAUACUCUGUUAAUGGCCGUUAAUUAUUAAAAAAUUGAAUAAUGGUCGCAUUAAAUAUGUCAGAUUCAAUUUUAAUGGGUUUAUAAUAUUUUAAUUUUAUAUCAAAUUAAGGGCCAUGAAAAUUUGCCUUCAGAAUUAGACAUCUUAAGAUAAUCAACUUCAUAUUAAUAUUUGCCGUAUUGAUUUAAACUACGUAUUACUACACAUGUAAUAGUAUCUAUACAUAUGUACUGUUUUGUAAAAUGCUAGAAGAAUAUUUGUUUCUUCUUUUUUCUCUUAUUAUUUUGUAAUGUAAACACAUGUAAGUAUGAUGUAACAGCCUCGUACAAACAUUUGUUAUAUUGUAUCCUUAUUCUGUCAUACAAUGUAUGUUCAUAUGAAAUGAGAAAAUAAAUGGAUAUUGUAUUGUA